Messenger RNA from Gadus chalcogrammus (walleye pollock), 2986 nucleotides. RefSeq lists its product as uncharacterized. Lineage: Eukaryota; Metazoa; Chordata; Actinopteri; Gadiformes; Gadidae. The transcript has 4 exons. Bases 850 to 2385 code for a protein of 511 amino acids. Gene Ontology annotation, molecular function: protein binding. The record is from RefSeq and is a predicted model, not a curated record.
AUUAUUGAUUAUUAUGCUUUUUAUGAUUAUUAUGUGGGUAUUCUAGAUACACAUUUAUAUAGUUGCAUGAUGAAUAUGGAAUAUUGUGCUAUUAUGAUUAGAAAGGUUUUAUGAUUACAUAUGUACAACUUGUAGGGAUUAGAAUGUUAAUAAUACACUGCAUUUGGUAAAUCUUUUUGGCCUACAAUCAGGUUGAAAUCCCUGAAAAUAUUGCAGGUUGAAAUCCCUGUCAAAGCUCUGAGGUUUUUACUGAUGACCAGAUGUGGUGUCAAUUUGGCAAGGGCUUAGCAAUAAUUCAAGUAAUUUGUUGGAACCUUAUUGGCCCCAACAAGGGGGGAUAUGUGGUAGAAAUUAACCAUUACUUUUGUAUUAACUAUGAGUAUUAUCAGGCCUAUAUACCAAGGCAUAAACAUUAAUAGUGGAAAAGUAGAGAAACCACCUCUGGACCCAGAGCAAUGGCCUAAUAAGGCGCCAAAGACUUUGGGGCCCAGGCUACGGACAUCCUCCCAUUAUUUACAUUAACUACAGGAGAUGAGCACAUACGUAAGGGAAUGUAAGGCUAACUUUCCAUACCGUGUAAGGCCAUUUUGAACAUAUACCAGGACGGUCGUAUAACAUGCAUGACAGCUCGGUUGAGGUGGAUAAGAGGGACUGGGAUCGGAGCCCCAGUCAGUGUGUCUUUUGCAAAAUCACAUGCUCGGCUCUGUUGUACCUAUUUUGUGGGUAACAAUAAAGUCUUUGUCAUUACUUUUUCCGGACUCCCCGAUUUCUAUUGCUCAUAGCUAGUUGAAGUAAAUUAGAUAAGUCGUUAACAAAAAUUGCAACUACAAAGGUGACUUAGUGAAAAUCAUGAAUCAACUUGAUGACAGUUCUUCUUCCUCCCUGAGUAGGACUGAGUGCAUAUUUGUGCUAUACUAUCUUGAGGCAAUUGUCAUACUAAGACACUGCCAACGGCCAUGUGUGGUGCAGAGCAUGAAGGUCAAGGAAUGGCUUGAACGGAAACACGCAGAUGAUGAUUCAAUCGUUUUUGUAAAGGACCACAAGACGGCUGCACAUUUUGUGGUCUCAAUUGUCCUGUCCAAGAAGGAGGAGGCGUGGUUUGAGAAAUAUUACACCAAAGUGCGGCCACAGCUCCUUGCUGGCGAAAGGAAACGUAAGCGAGAUGAGCAGGAUGAGAAGGAUGGAGAUGAUUUUUUCUUUGUGUCCUCCCGCGGUAAGCCAAUUUACAAUGCAGCUGGUGAUCUGAUAAAGCUCCAGCAAAAGUGCAACGUCCCCCAGGUGAGCAGCCAGGUUGUACGGAGGGUAUUUGAGACAGCAGCUAACCGCCUGGAUGACCCUCAGAAGAAAGCAGUUUCUGACUACCUGGCCCAUUCUGGCACAACAGCUGACAAACAUUGCAGGAUGAAAUCUCUUGAAUCCAUUGUGAUGGCUGCUGGUCUGCUGAAGAAAUUACAGAAGCAGAAGAAGUCAAGUGCUGGGCCUUCCGGAGAAGGGACCCGUCAAGAGGCUCUUGGAGAAGGGACCAGCCCUCAGUCAGUGGAGUCUUCCAGCCAUGGUGACCAUUGUGCUCUCCCUCAGCCUUCCUUGAGACAGCUAGUGAUCGAUUUAGAGAGGAUUCCUGAGGGAAAUGACAAAGUCAAAUUCCACGAGGCAUUCAAGUCCCUCUUGGAAAACCACCCUGUGACACUGAGUGGUCAAAUCCCAAAAGUGAGAAUCCGCAGGGACACCUCGGAGGCCAAUCAGCGGAAGCUUUACACACACUGGGCGCAAAAGCAAUUAGAAAUGCGUGUAAAACACACCCGUGAACAAUUCAAUCGGAGGAGGCCAACGAAAGAGCGUGUCGACACAUGGGUCAAAAAGCAGGGAUGGAAGUGCAAGGCUGCCAACAUCAGCACUGAGGUUGUGGAGAACUGGGCAGCAUCUGGAUCUGAGGACCGCAUCAUGGACAACAAACGGAUCCAGACAUUGGUGAAAACACAAGACUGGAAAGGACUGCACAUCACACAGUUUGAAGAGAAGGGCGAUGGGAUCAUUACAACCCGCACUUUUAAGAAAGGCCAGGUUGUAUGUGAUUAUCAUGGGCCUGUUGUUAGUGGAAAGGAGGGCGAGAACAUACACAAAAACACAACUGGAAAGGAGACUGGAUAUAUCUUCUUUUUCCGGAACAGUAAAGGACAGCCAAUGUGCAUUGAUGCCCACUCAGACAGGUGUCAUUGCCACCCUGACAAGAGAACAUUUGGCAGGCUGUUGAAUCAUUCCAAAAAUAACUCGAACAUCAAGCCCCUGCACUGUGUGGUGGACAAGCAUGGAGAAAUGAAGGAUGUGAUCCUUUUCAUUGCAACCAAGGACUUGCCAGUGGGUGAGGAAGUUCUGUUUGACUAUUGAGUCAACAAAAAAUCUUUUAACAAUGAGGGGUCGGACCUUGACUGGCUCUAGCAGGGCAUCAGCCUUCAGAGACACAUAUGACAUGUCCCUGGUUGGUGAAAUGUUUCAUCUGUGUGUUUGUUUGUGCUGAUGGCUCUUUAAAGGAUAUGGAUGAGGACUCCAAAAUCGUACCAUGACCCGUUUGGUGAGAUGUUUCAUAUGUUUUUUAGUGGAUCAAUUCUUGGCAUGUAUGGAUAAACUUUCUGAAUAUGAUGCGUGGCCUUUGACCUUUGGGGGGUGGUGGGGCGGCGGGUGACUCCUAAAGCUUACAGGGCAUCUGCCUUCAGAGACACAUAUGACAUGUCCCUGUUUGGUGAAAUGUUUCAUCUGUGUGUUUGUUUGUGCUGAUGGCUCUUUAAAGGAUGGGGAUGAGGACUCCAAAAGCGUGAAAUUACCCAUUUUGGUGAAAUGUUUCAUAUGUGUUUUUUAGUGCUGAUUUUUGUUUUUGUUGUGUAGCUGUUUUGCAACUUGUUCUAGCUUGUGUAACUUAAAUUGAGGUUCUGUGGUGAUAUCCUGUUUCGUAUCUUUAGAGAUAUAUCAAUUAAAAAUCUUAUUAAUUCUA